AGGAGGAUGGAGGAUGGUAGUGGUUCGAGCCGGCUACACAGUAGGGCGUUAAAUGACGGGCGAAAGUUGCCUAGCUUCCCGAUAGAGUGUCUGCAAUCUAUUUGCAGUGCUUUAUUUAUACAUCUAGUUUUUCAACACCGGCAAUCGUUAUCGUUCCGAAUUGCGCAAACGUCGACGCGUUCGCUCUUCCGAAAUCGUCUAUCACGAUUGUAGAUGGAAUAAAAACAAGAAUAACAAUCGCUACUUGCAAGUCAUUUCGCUGAAAAAUCGAAUCUCUAAAGAAUAAAACUAAAUCACUACUACCCGACGACUCCAAUAAAAGGCAGUGUCGUGCGUUAUAGCCAGGGCGGUGUCUAGUCUAGCCUACAAUCAGCUCCACCCAAACCGCUACUUUCGCGUGCCAAGUUCCAAAACUCGUUCAAAAUUGGGUCGCGAAGGUUCUUAAAUAUGUCGUUAAAAUACGGCAUAGACAAACCAGAUCUACCGGGUCUGGAAGAGCUAAAAAGAUUGCAAGGAUACUACGAUAUUGAUUACGAAGGUCCUUUUCCGGAACAUCUUCAAGAGAAGAUAAAAGCAAUCAUGAUGUUACCGGACGAGCCGUACUAUUCUGAUGAUGAUACCUAUUACAACGACGCAGUGCAGAUUUACGACCUUUGCUUAUCACCAACGGUGAAGCAGACUGCGCAUUUUAUGUUUGUUUUGAUCAUAACAAACAUACUAUAUCAUUGCCUCGCCAAGAUCUCUUAUCGCAUUUCUGAUUCCCUGGUACACGUUAUGUCAACCAUAAUUGGAUUGACCUAUCUAUACAUGUUCAGCUUCUACGGCAAUGUUGAGGUAUUGUUUAUCAUCCCGGUGGUAUACUUAUCAUACUACGCUUUAUGCGAAAUGGAGCAAAGAGUUUUUGAAGCUGAGUUCAGCACUGGGAUAACAAUUGGGGCAACGUUUGCAUCAAUCCUCAUUUCCUGUGAAUAUUACUAUCCUGACCAUGAAGCUUGGUUGAAAGUCAGAAGCGUUGUGAUGGUAGCGAUGAUGAAGAUCAUCUCUCUGGCUUUCGAUAUACAUAGAAAUCACCGUCUACCAACUCUUAUCGAAUAUAGUGGCUAUAUAUGGUGUCCAGCCAAUAGUCACGUUGGACCUUGGAUCACAUUCAAGGAAUAUAACCGUGGUAACAGAUCUAAUACAAUUAAUUUUAGCUGGGUUAUCGGUCUAAUAAAAUAUUUUAUCAUGGCGAUGGGAUUUGUUUGUUUCAGUAAUUGCAUCAGCACAUAUUUAAUUAGCGAUAACUCCAAUAUAUUUUUGCUCUCCUUCCGUCAUGCGAUGAGUUUCAGAAUGAGCCACUAUUUCAUUUCUUUCGUCGGCUCAACUGCAAUGGUUGCAGCAGGAUUUCGGAACGAUAUUAAAAGCUCACACGUAUUUUGGAAUUACACUAUAACCAGACCGUACGAAACCGAAUUUCCUAGAUCUCUGGCUUGCGUUGUCGCCAACUGGAACUUACCGGCUCACAACUUCCUUAAGAAAUAUAUUUAUCCGUUGUUCCUACCGUACGGACAGUUAAUGGCUGUACUCAUGACAUUCUUUGUAACAGCUAUGUUGCUUGGGUUGAGUGUCGAAGUGUCUGUCGUUUUGCUCACACUAUGCGUCUUCUCAUAUGCCCAAUCCAGAUUCCAAGAACGAACCGCGAGGAUGCUGGAUGCCUGCAUUCGUAUUAGACCAUGCAAGGUUUGCAAAUAUUACUAUCGUUGCGAUUCUAACCUUGUCCGCUUCUUCAAUCUCUUGUACACUAUUUCAACCAUCAUCCUUAUGACUUACAUUGGUUGCUUGAUGGAAGACAUCAAUCACACACGUACUGUUAGAGAAAUUGCAGAUGGCAUCACAUUCAAGUGGUCCCAGCUAAAUGGUAUCGGCCAUUUCAUAUCCUGUAUCUGUCUUACUAUAAGUUGGAUACUGGGUUAAAUCUACAUAAAUUUCCCCUGCUCCGUCCUACCCACUUAUCAACCAGAGCUGUUAAUUUAUCAGUAUUAUUUUAAUUGUUUUCUUUAAGUACUUAUUCAGUAUUCCAUUAUUCCUUAUUCACUUGUAAUUGAAUAGUAUUUAAAUUAUGGUUUCUUUUGUGAUAUUUCUUUAAAACAAAAUCCAAAUAGCUUUGAUCCUUUGCAUGCAAUCUGUUUCUCUAAAUAAUCUUAUAUGUGUUGAAUGUUGUUACUCGUAAUCCUAAAUGUAUUAUUCUUAAUCGCAUUUCGAGAACGAACCAAAGACUAUUCAUUUAUUUUUAUUUUUUAUAUACAUUGCCGUUGCUUAAUUAUAUUUUCUUGGUUUAUAAUUCCUUGAAACAAAAAGACUUAAUAUUAAUUAAAGUUAAUGAUAUGAUUUGUUUGAUUGAGAUUUAUGUAUGCGCAAACAUACAAAUCAUCGUGAGAGAAAGAUCUGAAGUUCGAUGAGCAUAUUAAGCUUUAAUGAUGGACAUUUACAAUCAGUUAUUAAUUUAUAAUAUUUUCAAUUCCAUUAUGAACUAUUUCCAUUUUGAUGAAAAUCUUUGAAUGUUCUUCCCCGCUCCAUAUCAUAACGUAUACAAUUCCAAAAAAACGAUAUUUAGAGGUAUUAGAUGUAUUGUUAGAUGAAUGUAAUGUAUUUGUAGUAUAUUUCCUCUAAACUGAUUGUCUUGAAAUACUGACAAUGAUCAUAAUGUAAUCUUGAUCAACUUGCGCAUAAAGGUUUUCAUGGAAAUUGAUUUAUCUAAUAUUAAUUGAGAUAUCCUUUACGAUUAUGUAACUUAUGUUUUGAGUUUUGCGAUGAAAGGGGAGCAACUAUGAUUAUGUUAAUAUUGUUUUAUAAUUGAGGACUGAACUGAAUUUACAUAUAA
This is a messenger RNA of Nicrophorus vespilloides, 2860 nucleotides long. Its product is annotated as protein-serine O-palmitoleoyltransferase porcupine-like. Gene Ontology annotation, biological process: lipid modification; canonical Wnt signaling pathway; protein palmitoylation. Bases 448 to 1953 code for a protein of 501 amino acids. Gene Ontology annotation, cellular component: membrane; endoplasmic reticulum. The transcript has 8 exons. NCBI's taxonomy places the organism in Eukaryota, Metazoa, Arthropoda, Insecta, Coleoptera, Silphidae. Gene Ontology annotation, molecular function: Wnt-protein binding; palmitoleoyltransferase activity. The record is from RefSeq and is a predicted model, not a curated record.